CUAGCUAAACAGGCUAGCUGCUUCAUGCAUCUGUGUGGCCGUUCAGCAUCAGAAACAAGUCGGCAGCCGCAUUUAAAACGUGCGGCUGGGUUGUUGUAAAGAGUGCAGGGUCUCUUCUUCCCCGUCACCAUGGACGAGGAGUAUUACAGCGGCAGCGGAGACUGGGAGGGCACGGAGGGGAGCAUGGAGGACGGUUAUGGUGAAGGAGAAAAUGACGGGAAAAUCCAAGAAGAUUGUUUGACAAAAUUCUCCAGUCGGGAUUACAUCAUGGAGCCCGCAAUCUUCAACACCCUCAAAACGUAUUUCCAAGCAGGUGGCUCUCCAGAGCAUGUCAUCCAGCUUCUCUCUGAAAACUACUCUGCUGUGGCUCAGACUGUGAAUCUGCUGGCUGAGUGGCUCAUCCAGAUGGGUGUAGAGCCAGCUCAGGUCCAAGAGCGUGUAGAAAAUCACCUGAAGAGUCUCCUGAUAAAGCACUUUGACCCCCAGAAAGCUGAUUCUAUCUUCACUGUUGAGGGAGAGACGCCUGCUUGGCUUGAGCAGAUGAUAGCGCACACAACGUGGAGAGAUCUUUUCUACAAGCUGGCAGAGGCUCACCCCGACUGCCUGAUGCUCAACUUCACUGUGAAGCUAAUUUCAGAUGCGGGUUACCAGGGAGAAAUCACCAGUGUGUCUACAGCAUGUCAGCAGCUGGAGGUUUUCUCCCGGGUGUUGAGGACGUCUUUGGCCACACUGUUGGACGGAGGAGAAGAAAACCUGGAGAAGAACCUGCCAGAAUUUGCUAAGAUGGUGUGUCAUGGCGAGCACACCUACCUGUUUGCUCAGGCAAUGAUGUCCAUCCUUGCACAAGAGGAGCAGGGUGGAUCAGCCGUUCGUAGGAUCGGUCAGGAGGUGCAAAAGUCUGCACAUGAGAGAGGUCAUGAUGCCAGUCAGAUAACCCUCGCGCUCGGUACGGCAGCAGCCUACCCUCGAGCCUGCCAGGCGCUGGGCGCCAUGUUGUCCAAAGGAGCCCUGAAUCCUGCUGAUAUUACAGUUCUGUUCAAGAUGUUCAGCAGCAUGGACCCUCCCCCUGUCGAGCUGAUCAGAGUGCCUGCCUUCCUGGACCUGUUCAUGCAGUCACUUUUUAAGCCUGGAUCAAAGAUCAACCAAGACCACAAACACAAAUACAUCCACAUCUUGGCCUAUGCUGCCAGUGUGGUCGAGACAUGGAAGAAGAACAAGCGAGUCAACAUCAAUAAAGACGAGCUAAAGUCGACUUCCAAGGCCAUAGAGACUGUCCACAACCUGUGCUGCAACGAGAACAAAGGAGCUACAGAGCUGGUGGCUGAACUCGGCACUUUGUACCAGUGCAUCAGGUUUCCAGUAGUAGCUAUGGGAGUUCUGAAGUGGGUGGACUGGACAGUGUCUGAGCCGCGGUACUUCCAGCUCCAGACAGACCACACUCCAGUCCAUUUAGCUUUACUGGAUGAGAUCUGCACGUGUCAUCAGCUGCUGCACCCGCAGGUCCUCCAGCUGCUCAUCAAGCUCUUUGAGACGGAGCACUCGCAGCUGGACGUCAUGGAGCAGUUGGAGCUGAAGAAGACGCUGCUGGACAGAAUGGUUCACCUGCUGAGUCGUGGCUACGUCCUGCCUGUCGUCGGUUACAUUCGCAAGUGUCUCGAGAAGCUCAACACGGAUAUCUCCCUCAUCAGAUAUUUUGUCACUGAGGUGCUGGAUGUGAUUGCGCCUCCCUACACAUCAGACUUUGUUCAGCUCUUCUUGCCCAUCCUGGAGAAUGACAGCAUUGCAGGAACAAUCCGGACAGAAGGAGAACACGAUGCUGUUGCUGAGUUCAUUGCUCAUUGCAAGGCAAACUUCAUCAUGAUCAACUGACGUGGAAACAACACUGAAAGCCGUUUAAUGGAAGAUUGUAAAAGGAAGACCAGAGGAGAUAGAAGAUCUGUUAUCUCGAUGAUAACGCCAGGCUCUGCUUGACACUGAAGCACAGACCUUGGAGACUGAUUUUUCAGUUUAACCAAGUGAGUGGAGAUUGGAUUCUGCUGCAGCAACAAAAAGGCAAAUGUCACUGAGCAGAUCGAACGACAGGAAACACAGAAAUAAGACAGACUGGUCGAUGGAAAAAGCCUCUGAAGAUGCAGCUAAAUGUUUCUUUUUCACCUGUAUAUUUGAUUUUCUAUAUUUUAUGUUGGUUCAAGCUGUUUUGAAAUAAAAAGCUAA
Stegastes partitus (bicolor damselfish) is the source of this 2214-nucleotide messenger RNA. It is a transcript of the gene nelfcd, whose product is annotated as negative elongation factor complex member C/D. Gene Ontology annotation, biological process: negative regulation of transcription elongation by RNA polymerase II. Gene Ontology annotation, molecular function: RNA binding. The record is from RefSeq and is a predicted model, not a curated record. Lineage: Eukaryota; Metazoa; Chordata; Actinopteri; Pomacentridae. Bases 130 to 1869 code for a protein of 579 amino acids. Gene Ontology annotation, cellular component: nucleus; NELF complex. The transcript is spliced from 15 exons.